This is a messenger RNA of Bursaphelenchus okinawaensis, 4587 nucleotides long. The record is from the annotation of a GenBank genome assembly. NCBI's taxonomy places the organism in Eukaryota, Metazoa, Nematoda, Chromadorea, Rhabditida, Aphelenchoididae.
AUGGGAAAGACGUACCGGGUGAAAGUGAGGUCGGGUCGAUCUAAGAGUAGACUGCCUAAGGGAACUACGUAAGUUUCAUAUAUUAAUUUUUUGAAUUUUUUAUAAAUUUAGAUCAUCAAGCAAUCCAACAGUCUCCAGAUUUCGGGAUUUAGCCAAAGCUCAACGAGAAGCACGCAGAACUCCAUUAGUAGCUGUUGACGAUGUUGUGGAAGCUCAAAAUGGAGAUGCAGACUUGGUUGACUACGUUCCAAUUGUAAGUGAAUACUGUAACUUAAGUAAUUUAUGUAUUUUAAAUGUCAGAGGUGGUAUACUGUUUUGUUAUUGUUUUUCUGUUAUAACAUUGGUCUAUUCUAGAAUGCCAUGUCGAUUGACGCAGAAGGAAGCAAGUCUAUGAUCUCGGAAGGUGGAAUGUCAAGGUUAACAUCUUUCACAAAUUGUACUAAUCCCACGUUUGCUGCUGUUCACAGAGAAUGGAGGUCUGGCUCUCAGUUACACUCAAAUGUUAUUGCUGUCUUAGCUGCUGUAUCGCAAGCGAUCAAAGAAAGAGAUGGAACAGAGAAUGAUGAAGAAUACUUUAUGGGUAUCUUGGCUAUAAUAGAAGCUGCUCCAUUCGAAGAACAAGAAAAAUUGGCUGCUGCUUCUUAUUUGUUUUACCUGGUUAUCAAGAAGAUGUCAAAGGAAUACUUAACCCAAAACUUUGUCUACGUCAAUAAGGUACGUUAAUAUGGUCUUUUUACUUAUAUUUUUAGGUAUUGUGUACGAAGAUAGCACAAUUAGAAGGACACAAUGAAGCUGUUGGAAUAAAGUUUUUGUUUUCCGCUCUUGGCCAUCUCCUCAGAGCUCUGCCUUUGAAUAUGUGGAAACAACAAGCUUUAAAGUACGUUUGUGUUAUCAUUUAUGAGCUUGUUUAUUGAAAUGAAUUUAUAAAUAUUAUCUUGUUAAUUUUCAGAAAUUCCAUGCUGCUCGUAAUUGUGUUUUCGGUACAUGAUCAUCCAACUGUAAGAACAAUCAGUCGAAAAGUGACUCGAAGUGUUUUAACUGAUCCAGUGACUUGUUUUGAAACUGGAAUUCAUCCGACUGCCAAAUCUGUUGGUGAGAAGGUGUUGCACGAUUUAUGCAACGAGACAACUCCUGUCGUCUUGACUAGGAUAUUGUGUUUGUUGGAGGGAAUCUUACACAAACAGCCUGAAUCUACAUUUAACUCGUUGGCUUCUCAGGCGUUGGAAUUGGCUACAAAAGCGGAUCCCAUGGUAAUUUUUGUGUUUAUAUUAAUAUUAUUAUUAGACUUAUAGGUUUGUUUUACAAUAUAUAAUGUGUAUUUUUUAGGUACGAUGCGCGGCUUUACAAUGCAUUUACCGUACUUUACAACGUCAACCAGCUGACUGCACUUUAUCUGUUACCUCAAACGAAAGAUUGAUAGCUAUUCUUCGUGAUUUCCCUGUCCCGGCCGACACUGCCGUCUGUGCCUACUGGCUACAAACCUUUGUUGAAUCUCAUAUUUGUCUGGCGGCCAAGGAUCAAGCGAAGAACGAUGAGCUACUGGGAGAUAGUUUGAAGGUGGUGGUUCAAACUUAUCAUAGAGGAGAUGCAGCUUUGGGAGAAACUGUCAAAAGCUCGAUUUCAAGGCUGGUUCAACGAUGUAUCCAACAAAACGAAACCAGUGCUGUUAAAUGCUUGCAACUACUUGACAUGGCACUGUUACCUAAUAACACCAAUAGCUGGAGAUUCAUCUUUUUGAACAUUGCUGAACUGUUUGAAGAAGCAGGCCCAGCUGUCAUUGGAAGUGUGUUUGAUGCAACACUAGAAGCUCUGGCAGAAUUGAGGGAACGAGACACGGCUCCAGGAAAGGCAGAAGGCUUUUGUUCAGAAGAAAUAGAAGCUGUGUUUGGAGCUGCUGCACGAUAUGUUGAUCUCGAGAGGUUGAUCAGGACUGUCUCAUUGGGUUUGGACAUGGAACAACCAGUUUUGGCCACAGACUUCAAACGAUCCUGGUUAUUGUUAGUGCUUAAGAAGAAUAUUAUGAAGGCUCCGUUGGUCAUCUUCACCAAAUUCUUUUUGCCUCUGGCGUUUUCGAUUCACUCCAGAGUUAAAACGUUGGAUGGUGUUACCAAGAAGCUGUACACGAUCAUCGAAUAUCAGAUUUGGGAUCUCCUGCCCGGCUUUUUGUCAUCGCCAGUCGACUUCGACCAAGUUAUUCAUCAAUUGGCACCUAUCCUUGGCGCUGCCCUUAACGAGAGACCUGAUCUUCGACUAAAGGUACUAGCUGGAAUCAGGGCCAUGUUGAAGUUUGUAUCUGGAUCUGACUCUACUGACGAAAGAAUCGAAAUUGUCAAGCGAUAUGCCAAGAACUUCUUGCCACUUUUGUUUGUGCACUACACGACAUCUCCUACAGAAGAAGAAGCCAAACAGGUUGACCAUAGGGAAGUUCAGUUGUCUUCACUAGAGACGAUCAGGCUUUACAUACCUUACAUUCCUGGAGAACUCAUUGGAAAGUAUUGUGAUGCCGCCAUGCAGAAGAUAAGCGACGAGAGCAGUACUCAAGAACGAAAGGUGGGUAUUAGUUUAAUUUUUAGUAUAUUUAAAAAUUUAAUAAGAUUUUUAACAUUUUUAUUUUAAAAUUGUUUUAGUUACUGUUGAUGGACAUCGUUGUGGCACUUGCAAGGGCAGUGGACUCUGAAUAUGCUUUAAAACUGUUCGAUACCAUAAAACCUUUCUUUUCUGUCAAAGUUAACCGUCAAUCUUUGCAAAAGAAGGCGUACCGAGUUUUGUCAGAACUGUACUCAAGAUUAAAUGAUCCUACCUUGCAUGUCUUCUUUGGACAAGUUCAAACAUACGUGGAGGCAUUGCUCGCUGAAGGUCAAGAUUCUGUCGCUCCAAGCAGCUGGGCCGCUCGACUGGUUGUGUUUAAAUCUGUAGGUUGGCUUUCCUUUUUCGAUUACUAGUAUAUUGUUUGAUAUCACUUUCAAACAAUGGUAGAAUCUUUUUUUUAUUUGUACUAAAUUAUUAAAUUUGUAUUUUUUAGAUACUAAGCUCUUUGAAGACAAUGGAAGAAGUCAACAAGUUCACAAUCGUUGUCUUCAAUCAAGUCAUCAUGUGUUUGGACAAGAGUAGGAGUCAAGCAGUACGUCAUAACGCAGUAAAGUGUUUCGAGGAGAUUGUCAGCUCGCUAUUGUUUUAUGCCAAUGAAAACGAGUACGUUAAUUUCCUAUUAUUUGUAAAACUUGUGUUAAGGAGAUGAAUUUUAUGAGUAUUGUGUUUUAGGGUAAACUCGUCGCAAGUUCUGGAUGGACUGAUAACGAAAAUCUUUGAAUUUUCCGAAAUCAAAACCAAGAGUGAGACCGAGCAGUUGGAGAAGGUUAGGGCUACUUUAAUCGCUUACAACGUGCUCGCUCAGAAACAUCUGAAGGAGAUGAAUGCCAGUUUGACAGCACAGUUCCUCCAGAAGGCAUUCUUGUUCUUAGAGGACAGGAGGUCGCCCAUCAGAGUGUUAUCUAUCAGAUUGAUCCGUCUCUUCUGCAAGAAGGUCCCCGAGUAUUCGUUCAGGCAAUAUCAAGUAAGUUAUCAUCAAUGUAUAUUUAUUAAUCAUUAUCACUUUGAUUAUUGAUGUUUAUAUUGAUUGAAUUUGUGCUUAGGAUCUAAUCUUGGACAACAUCUUCAACUGUCAAACAGCUGACGACAACACUGUGAACGUGCGGCGCGCAAACAAGGUCUUGUUUACCUUGUUGAUCGAUUUGGUUGGAGUAGAAGUGUUAUGUAAAUAUGCCAACAAACAACAAGGAUGGAUCAAAUUCUUGAGGAAGUUGGACAAGACCCGAAGGAAGAAGCUGGGCGACAAGAGCCUUCCUUCAAGUUCGAGGUCUAUGGUGAACGGUGAAGACGACGGUGCUACUGUUGUGUCAGAAUCGAGGACGAUUAAGGCAGAUUCCAUCUUCCAAUUGCUAGAAGACAGCGACGAUGAAGGAGAGCCAGAGACCGAAGAGAAGAUGGAGCGACGCUCAGCUGUGUGGAUUAGAGAGAAUGUUGAAGAAGAUGACGAUGUGGUGGAUCUCCUUGACAGGAAGUCUGUAUUGAACAAGAUUGUCAUGGAGAAGCCAAAAGAAACUCAAGUUGUGGAUAACAAAAAGAAGUCGGCCAAAGGAUUCAGAUUCGCAGCUGACGGAAGGUUUGUCAUCGACGACGAAGACGAAGUUGACAAGAAGAAGAAGAAAGACGAGCUGAGUGACAGCGACGAGAGCGACAACGAAGAGAUGGAGUUGGACGAAGGAAACAAGAGUCGCGUCACCUUCGCCAAGACUAAGAGUAUUCUGGGAUCUGAAGUGAGUAUUCGUGUUGUUAUUAGGUUCAUUAUAAAUUGUCUUGCAACAAUUUUAAACUAAUUUUACUGUUUAGGUCGCUUCCGAGUAUACAACUGGAGGCAAAGGAAUCCACCGUAACCUGAGAGGUACCCUGAAGGGUGGUGUUAACAAAAAGUCGGAAGUGAAGGGCGGCAAGAAGGUAGAACCCUAUGCCUACAUUCCGCUGGGACAGAGGCACGGCCGGAAGCUGGGCAUCAAGAACGUUGUUAAAAAUAGAAAAAAGAAGAACUAG